Acaromyces ingoldii is the source of this 818-nucleotide messenger RNA. RefSeq names its product CGI-121-domain-containing protein. Lineage: Eukaryota; Fungi; Basidiomycota; Exobasidiomycetes; Exobasidiales; Cryptobasidiaceae. Gene Ontology annotation, cellular component: nucleus; cytosol; EKC/KEOPS complex. The record is from RefSeq and is a predicted model, not a curated record. The coding region runs from base 98 to 703 and encodes 201 amino acids. Gene Ontology annotation, biological process: telomere maintenance via recombination; tRNA threonylcarbamoyladenosine modification. The transcript has 2 exons.
CGUUCUGUCAAAGUGGAGAGCGCACACUCAACCUCCUUGACUCAUCGCAUUCUGGCACGAUUCGAGGCAGGCGGCAAGAGAGGAGAGAGAGAGAGAGAUGGAGACGCUGCACCUGAGCCACCUGCCCGUGGAGCUCAGUGCCGUCCACAUCUGCCAUGUCCGGUCCCUCGGCAACGCUGCGUCCGUCCUCGCUCGCCUCAAGGCCGAGGGCCCCGCUGCGUUUCCGCUCCAGUUUGCCCUCCUGGACGCGAGCAAGGUCACUAGUCGCACCCACCUCGUCGUCGGCAUCCACCAGGCGCUGCUGGCGGCCUCGCGCGGAUCGGCAGCCAUGAAGACGCGCUCGAUCCACUCCGAGAUCCUGUGGGCGCUCAGCCCCUCGACGAACAUUGCAGACUCGUUUCGCCUCUUUGGUCUCUCGAAUAGCACGCAACACCUCAUCGUCGUCCACGUCGCCAAGCCAGAGGAGCACGGCGGGCCCAGCGCGUCCGACGUCCGCCAACAGGUCGCUUCCACCUUUGAGGGCAUCGUGGGCCAAGCAGACGGCAUCAGCAGCGGCAGCGGCGGCGACGUGGACGAGCAAGGCGGGAGCGAAAAGGACUGGAAGGGUAUCGGAAAGACAUACAAGAUUCCGCCGGGCACAGCGUCGCCGCAGGACAUCGACAGCCUGGCGACGAGCAUCGUCGCCAUCAAGAGCCUCACAUAGAUGCAGAGACGACGGCUCCAGCAUGUAAUUGUACAGUACCGUGCCAUCUUGCUUUUCUCUCCCAAUUGUCAUCCGGAGCCGCACAAACAUAGAAGACAAUGGAUGUGAUUCUGAG